AUGGUUGUUAUUCCUCGCCAGACGUUCACGCCUCCCGACCAAGCUUUGCAGGAGCUCGUCAAUUUGACUUACACAUCGUCGACUCUCUCUUUCUACCUCAACGGGACGAAGAUCGCCUUAACCAACCCAAAUCCUCGAUGGACGCUGCUAGACUUCAUUCGAUCCCAGGACUGUUUAAAAGGAACAAAGUUAGGAUGUGGCGAAGGGGGUUGUGGUGCCUGUACCGUGGUACUACAAACCAGAGACACGCGCUGUAAUUCUCGCAAAGUCCGGCAUCUAGCAAUCAACGCAUGCCUUUAUCCUUUGGUUGGUGUCAUCGGGAAGCAGGUCAUCACAAUCGAAGGAUUGGGGACGGUUGAGAAUCCGCAUCCAUUGCAGGAGCGAAUGGGGAAGCUUCAUGGCUCUCAAUGCGGCUUUUGCACUCCUGGGGUUGUCAUGUCCUUAUAUGCCGUCAUCCGAAAUGCUUACGAUCCAGCUACCAAUUUAUUUGACCUUUCAGAAGAGGAGAUCGAAAUGAAAGGACACCUGGACGGCAAUUUGUGCCGCUGUACCGGAUACAAACCCAUUCUACAGAUUGCAAAGACGUUCGUCCAGGAGGAUCUCAAGGGCCGACUGGCAGAUUCGAAAAUAAUCCUUUCAGAAAGUUCCGAGGAUCACACAGGGGACGUGGAAGAAUACAGCCCCCACUCACAAUCACCAAGUACAACGAGCUCAUGUGGCCGCCCCGGAGGAUGCUGUCGUGACGGACCGAGUACGACCUGUUCACCCCCGUCGUCACUCGCGAGUGAGGGCAGCUCUCGAACGAGUUUCCCCAACAUUGAAUUUAGUCCCAAGUUGACAAUACCUCAAUUCGAUUUCAUACCGUAUUCACCAGUGUCCGAGGUUAUAUUUCCACCUAGUCUUUAUAGACACGUCAAUCUCCCCAUCUGUUACGGCGAUGUGGAAAGGGUAUGGCUUCGGCCAGUGACUCUGUCGCAACUGGUAGACAUAUUGGCUGUCUUUCCUACGGCCAAACUGGUCUGCGGUGCCAGUGAGAUGCAAGUCGAUGUUCGUUUCAAAGGCUCACAUUUUCCGGUAUCCGUGUUUAUGGGCGACAUCGAAGAACUAGCGACUGUUCAUGUACCAGAAGAUCCAACGACAUUGUCGGAAUUCGUCGUCGGCGGAAACGCGUCUCUCAGUGACGUCGAAGAGACAUGUCGCCAGCUAGUUGCUCAACUGGGAAAGCGUGGAACGACCCUUGCUGCCAUCGCCAAAGUAUUGCGAUAUUUCGCUGGACGACAGAUUCGCAAUGCAGCAUCUCUAGCUGGAAACAUUGCUACUGCGUCUCCGAUCUCUGAUAUGAAUCCACUUUUGCUGGCCGUGAACGCUACCGUCGUGACAAUAAGUCCCAAAGGGGAGCAAUCUAUCCCUCUAGAUUCCAUGUUUUUGGGUUAUCGCAGAACUGCUCUUCCCGAGGGAGCAGUCAUCACUGAGAUUCGCAUCCCUCUUCCCCCGCCAAACGUAUCGCAAAUCACCAAGUCAUACAAGCAGGCGAAGCGAAAAGACGAUGAUAUUGCCAUUGUGACGGCAGCAUUUUGCGUGACGUUCGACGGAGAUGGAAUAGUGACUCACGCUUCUCUCGCUUAUGGAGGCAUGGCAUCUACAACAGUCUUGGCUCACCAGGCUGGAACCAGUCUUUCCGGGAGAAAGUGGAAUGACAAGGAGACUUUGUACGAUGCACUGCGGGCGCUGAUGGCCGACUUCAGCCUUCCGUACGGUGUUCCUGGGGGGAUGGCCACUUACCGCCGCACGCUCGCCUUGUCGCUGUUCUUCCGUUUCUGGAACGAGGCUGCGAGGGACCUUAACAUAGGUGCUUUAGCUGUGGAGUCAGACUGCAUUGACGAAAUUCAUCGUGAAAUAUCCAAGGGCUCUCGUGCUGAUCAUAACCCUCAUGAGCAGCGAGUUGUCGGGAAGCAGAUACCCCAUCUGUCGGGAUUGAAGCACGCUACUGGUGAAGCUGAGUACGUUGACGACAUGCCGCCCCAAGCACAAGAACUCUUUGGAGCUCUGGUUUUGUCCAAACGAGCGCAUGCCAAAAUUGUCUCAAUCGACUGGACACCUGCCAUUGGUCCUGGGCUCGCAGUUGGUUACAUCGACCGGCACAGCAUUUCAAUUGACCAAAAUCUGUGGGGGUCGGUGAACCGUGAUGAGCCCUUUUUCGCCACGGAUGAAGUGCAUUCUCACGGCCAGCCUAUCGGAAUGGUAUACGCAGUGAGUGAAUUGGAAGCACAAGCAGCAGCCAGGGCAGUCUGUGUUGAAUACGAAGAUCUACCAGCGAUAUUAACUAUCGAUCAAGCUAUUGCAGCAGAGAGCUUUUAUCAUCAUGGUAAGGAGUUGAGAAAAGGAGCACCCCCGGACAAAAUGGCCGACAUAUUUGCUCGCUGCGAUAGGGUCUUUACCGGUGUAACGCGUGUAGGGGGUCAAGAACAUUUUUAUCUCGAAACAAAUGCAGCAAUGGUCAUUCCGCAUGUCGAGGACGGGACAAUGGAAGUCUGGUCGUCGACUCAGAAUACAAUGGAGACACAGGAGUUCGUCAGCCAAGUCACGGGCGUGCCUAGUAAUCGCAUCAAUGCCCGGGUCAAGCGUAUGGGAGGAGGUUUCGGCGGUAAAGAGUCUCGCAGUGUUCAGGUGGCAUGUAUAUUAGCCAUUGCAGCGAAAAAGGAGCGACGACCGAUGCGAGCAAUGCUUAAUCGCGACGAGGACAUGAUGACAACCGGCCAACGUCACCCCGUUCAGUGUCGAUGGAAAGUUGGAGUCAUGAAUGAUGGUCGGUUGGUUGCUCUUGAUGCCGACUGCUACAACAAUGCUGGGUAUUCGUUGGACAUGAGCAGUGCUGUUAUGGACCGGUGCUGUACUCACCUUGACAACUGCUAUGAGAUUCCUAAUGUCCACAUCCGAGGUUGGGUGUGUCGCACAAACACACACAGCAAUACGGCUUUUCGCGGCUUCGGAGGACCCCAGGGCAUGUUCAUCACCGAAAGCUACAUGUCUGCUGUAGCGGAGGGACUGGGAAUAUCUGUGGAUGAGUUGCGGCUGAGAAACCUAUAUCGACAAGGCGACCGGACCCCGUUUCUGCAGACCAUCGACGAAGACUGGCACGUUCCGCUGCUUCUGGAACAGGUGCGACAGGAGGCGCGUUAUGAUGAGCGGAAGCAACGAGUUGCAACGUUCAAUGCAGAGCAUCGCUGGAAGAAGCGCGGAAUAUGUCUUGUGCCGACAAAAUUCGGGUUGUCAUUUGCCACGGCCCUCCAUCUCAACCAAGCUGGUGCAUCUGUCAAGAUCUACGCGGAUGGGUCGAUCCUGCUCAAUCACGGUGGAACCGAAAUGGGCCAGGGAUUGUACACCAAAAUGGUCCAGGUUGCGGCCCAGGAGCUGGGUGUUUCCGUUGACUCCAUCUAUACACAAGACACCUCUUCUUAUCAGACAGCCAAUGCUUCGCCAACAGCGGCCUCCUCCGGUAGUGACCUUAAUGGAAUGGCGGUCAAACACGCUUGCGAUCAACUCAAUGAGCGUCUUCAGCCGUAUCGCGAACAAUUUGGACCAGCUGCCUCUAUGGCGACAAUUGCACAUGCGGCUUAUGUGGAUCGUGUGAAUCUCAUGGCAAGCGGUUUCUGGAAGAUGCCGAAGAUCGGCUACGAAUGGGGAGUGUACGAUCCGAAGAAAGUAAAUCCAAUGUACUAUUACUUUACGCAGGGCGUUGCUUGCACUGAAGUCGAGCUUGACCUCCUCACUGGAGACCAUACUGUGCUACGGACCGAUAUUAAGAUGGAUGUCGGACGUUCUAUCAAUCCCGCAAUCGAUUACGGCCAAGUCGAAGGUGCUUUCGUUCAAGGUCAGGGCCUUUUCACAAUGGAAGAAAGUCUUUGGACGCGGACUGGACAAUUGGCGACACGCGGGCCCGGGAACUACAAAAUCCCUGGAUUUAGCGAUAUCCCGCAGGAAUUCAACGUUAGCUUCCUCCAAGGCGUAUCUUGGAAACAUCUGCGAUCGAUACAAAGCAGUAAAGGGUGUGGUGAGCCGCCUUUGUUUCUGGGUUCGACGGUUUUGUUUGCUUUAAGGGAGGCAUUGCAAAGUGCUCGUCAGGAUAAUGGAGUCAAGGAGCCUUUAGUUUUAGACAGUCCGGCUACGGUUGAAAAACUCCGGUUGGCAGUUGGAGAUGAGCUUUUGAAGAUGGGUACGGUUGAGGCCAAGGAGGGAGAGAAACCAUUCUUUGUCACAGUGGCAUGA
This is a messenger RNA of Aspergillus chevalieri, 4266 nucleotides long. RefSeq lists its product as uncharacterized. Gene Ontology annotation, molecular function: oxidoreductase activity; FAD binding; iron ion binding. The record is from RefSeq and is a predicted model, not a curated record. The transcript is spliced from 5 exons. The coding region runs from base 1 to 4266 and encodes 1421 amino acids. NCBI's taxonomy places the organism in Eukaryota, Fungi, Ascomycota, Eurotiomycetes, Eurotiales, Aspergillaceae.